AACAAAGUUCUCGCUAAUAUACCCAAACCACCUCCACCUCCCGUCAAGCUAACAAUUCCAAUAAGUAAUGCUACAACAAUGCAGCCUAGAUACAAUGCAUUGCCAACGCCUGCAACGCCAAAAUCAGGAGCAGAUUUAGCAAGGCUGCUUAACAUAAUUAAACAUGUACCCAAAGGGCCCAAUGACAAAGCAAGCAUCCAACGUAGAGAUAGGCUCCAACGUAAAGUCUCCCAUACCGCCCAGACAUUUCUUGCCAAAAAUGCCCUUCUUCGCGAUCAGAAUAGAUUCCUGACUAAAAUAAACAAUAAAAGUAAAACUCGCUAAGCAACAAAGUCAACAAUACUAGGGAAGGCAAGGGUGAUGACAUGGGAGGACCUUAAGGAGGCACGGAAAAAGCAUGUGAAGAAAGAGGCAAAGAAGGCUGCCAAGAAGGCCAGGGAAGCUACUACAGGCAAGAAACGUGGUCGACCGCAAAAGAAUAAGAUGAGAGAUACCCAAGAGCCAAAGGCUAAGGUAGCGUGGAUAAGUGAGAUAGAGGAAGGCGAAGUGGGUCCUUUGGAUCCAAAGGUUAUGCGAAGGAAUGACGCGCAGGCUAAAGAGGUUGAACUCAUGCCAAAGCCAUGGCGGGCCCAGUGGCGCGGAUGUAUUAAAUUAGAAUUGGAGUUAAGUUACUUAUUGAAAGAGGUUACAGGCAGCUAUGUGCGGUCAUCUGGUAUGUUCAUCUCCUUGUUGCCUCACACGAAAAACGCGAUUGCACAGCCACAAGCUCGUCACAUGUUCUAG
Messenger RNA from Lindgomyces ingoldianus, 783 nucleotides. RefSeq lists its product as uncharacterized. NCBI's taxonomy places the organism in Eukaryota, Fungi, Ascomycota, Dothideomycetes, Pleosporales, Lindgomycetaceae. The record is from RefSeq and is a predicted model, not a curated record. The coding region runs from base 361 to 783 and encodes 140 amino acids. The transcript has 4 exons.